AUGUGGAAACUGUUUGGAUUGCUGCUGCUCCUUGGCAGUGGCAUUUGCAGCGAACUGGCCAAGGCACUGGAUGAGGAUGAGGACGUGCCCAUCGGCAGCGAUAAGGAGCUUUCGGAUCUGGUCAUCACCACAGCAUUGGGCAAAAUCCGUGGCACCAUAUUGCCUUCACAGGCAGGUCGCAAUUUUUAUGCGUUCCGGGGCAUACCCUAUGCCAAGGCGCCCGUGGACAAUCUACGCUUCAAGCCGCCGGAGCCGGUAGAGCAAUGGUUCGACAUAUUCGAUGCCACCUUCGACGGACCCAAGUGCCCGCAGCCGGGUCUAUUCAGUGACGAUGUGAGCGAGGAUUGCCUCAGACUAAACAUCUACUCACGCGACCUGCCCACUGAGUCGCGCCCGAACCCCAAGAAGCCCGUCAUUGUGUUCAUACAUCCUGGUGGCUUCUACUCGCUGUCUGGCCAGAGCAAGAACUUUGCGGGUCCCCAGUAUUUCAUGGAUCGUAACCUGGUGCUGGUCACCUUUAACUAUCGCCUGGGCACACUGGGAUUCCUGGCCACAGGCACGCAGCAGGCGCCGGGCAAUAUGGGUCUCAAGGACCAGGUGCAGAUGCUGCGCUGGUUAAAGCUGCAUAUUUCACGCUUUGGCGGUGAUCCAAACGCGAUUACACUGCUGGGCUAUGGAGCUGGUGCCAUGGCCAUAACGCUGCACAUGGUGUCGCCCAUGUCGCAGGGCCUGUUCCAUCGCGCCAUUGUGAUGAGUGGCGCCGCAACGGGCCAGUGGUCGCUGCCGGAGCAUCAAAUGGACGUGGCCAAAAAGCAGGCCGCACUGCUACAGUGCGACACAGAGGACACGGACGAAAUGCUGAACUGCCUGCGUGGGAAACACUAUUUGGAAUAUGCAAAUACCCUGCCACGCAUGUUUGACUUUGGACGCAACAAUCCGCUGAUAUUGUGGAAGCCCGUGGUGGAGCCGGACUUUGGACAGGAGCGUUUUCUCAUUGAGGAUCCCGUGCGCAGCUAUCAGAACGGCGACUUUAUGAAGAUACCCAUCAUAACGGGCAUGACCAAGGAUGAGUUUGUGGGCCCAGCUAUAUCCAUUCUGCAGAGUCCCACCUUGCUCGGCGCCUUUAAUGACAACUUUGAGGCUCUGGCACCUAUCUGCUUCCUGUACAAUGCCAGCAGUCCACGUGCCCAGAACAUAAGUCAGGAAUUGCGACAACAUUAUUUUGGCCAUUUGCCGCUCGAGGCGAAUAGCUCGCUCCAGUCUCUGGCCACACUCUACUCGGAUGCACUGACGGGCUUUGGCGUACACCGCUUCGUGCAUCUGGCUGCGCGUUCCACCAAGGUCUACUACUAUCGCUUUGCCUAUCAGGGUGGACGCAGCCACAUACAUUAUCCGGAGGAUGCGCCCUACGGCAUAGUGCAUCACGAUGAUCUAAUGUAUUUAUUUGUGGAGCCAUCGAUCAGUCGCAUGUUUACGGAGGACGACGAUGAGUUUCGCAUGGUCGACAUCAUGACACGCAUGUUCUCGGCCUUUGCGUACAAGGGGGAUCCCAAUAAGCCCAGCGACGAGAAGCUGCGCAACAUUCGCUGGCGCCCCUUCAGCUUUAAGAAGCGCUACUAUCUGGACAUUGGCGACGAGCUCAUCUUGCAGGAGGGCCUCAAUGCUGCACGCUAUGAGAUCUGGAAGCGCCUGUUUCCCCUCAACUGGCGACGUCAGACCAAGGAGCGCUGA
Molecule: messenger RNA, 1731 nt
Organism: Drosophila novamexicana
Lineage: Eukaryota; Metazoa; Arthropoda; Insecta; Diptera; Drosophilidae
Product: venom carboxylesterase-6
Exons: 4
Coding region: 1-1731 (576 amino acids)
Source: RefSeq, a predicted model, not a curated record